AUGGCACCAUCGUUCGAUAUCGUCAUUGUUGGAGCCGGUGUCGCCGGGCUUGCAGCUUCAAUUUCCCUCGUUGGUGCAGGACAUCGGGUCAAGAUUCUCGAAGCCGCUCCACAGUUGACCGAGAUCGGAGCUGGUAUUCAAGUGCCACCCAACUCAGUCAGGCUUCUUAGCCGCCUGGGCGUGUAUGAUGAGGUGGCGAGACUUGCAACGUGGCCUCGCAAGAUCACGAUUAAAAGAUGGCAAAAUGGUGUGGAAAUUGGCUCUACACCUCUGCUGCCCAAGAUGGAAGAAACGUACGGUUUUCCCUAUUUCUUGAUCCAUCGAGGUGACCUCCACAAGGUGCUCCUGAUGAAGGCUCAGGAGGUCGGGGUGGAUAUCCUCACUAGUUCUUUUGUUUCAAGUGUGGAUGAGGAUGCUUGCUCGAUCACACUCGGUAAUGGAAGCGUCCACAUGGCAGACGUGAUUGUCGGCGCUGAUGGCAUCAAAUCUCGCGUCCGGAAAAGUUUGCUUGGGUCAGGCGACGUCGAGAUCCGGCCCGACCCAAAUUGCGCGUACAGAACCUUGAUCCCCGGCGAACUGAUGCUUCAAGAUCCCGUCCUCAAACCUCUGAUCGAAAGCCCGACUGCAACAUGCUGGAUCGGCCACAAAGGCCACGUGAUGGCGUAUCCGAUCAGAAACGGUACACUGUACAACUUUGUGAUGUGUCAUCCGGGCUCUGUGCCCGUGGGAAAACCAAAUGAAAACGCUCCGCUGGACGACAUGCGCGCGAGAUAUAAGGACUGGGACCCGAUCAUCACCAGGCUAAUCAACAUUGUACCGCAGUGUCUGAAAUGGCAAAAUGCGGAGCUAGAGAAGUUCGAUGACUGGAGCUCGAAAUCCGGCAAAGCUGUAUUGAUCGGCGACGCCUGCCACGGAAUGGUCCCAUACAUGGCCCAAGGCGCUGCGAUGGCGAUAGAAGACGGCAUCACGCUGACCGAGUGCCUUGGUCGAGCCGAAUCAACAAAGGACAUUCCAGCAUUGCUGCGCCAUUUUGUUAACCUCCGCCGUGAUCGCUGCCACAUUAUUCUAGACGCGGCACGCAACAAUGGCGACAUUUGGCAUCUGCCCGAUGGACCGGAGCAGGAAAAGCGCGACCAAGGCAUGCGGGAGGGACCAAAGGAGACAAUCGUGGCAGAUCAAAGCGCAAAGAUUGAAAACCCCAAUAGAUGGAGCGAUCCGUCUUUUCAGCCUUGGAUGUUUGGGUUCGAUGCAGCUGCAGAGGCAAACAGAUAUCUUGACCAGCAUUGGAAGCCUUCGAAGGAUGAUCUCGUCGACGUAGACCAGCAAACUAGUUUUCUCGAGCGAUCUCUAGCAGUUCCCGUGGCUACCGGAUAA
This is a messenger RNA of Exophiala oligosperma, 1374 nucleotides long. RefSeq lists its product as uncharacterized. NCBI's taxonomy places the organism in Eukaryota, Fungi, Ascomycota, Eurotiomycetes, Chaetothyriales, Herpotrichiellaceae. The coding region runs from base 1 to 1374 and encodes 457 amino acids. Gene Ontology annotation, biological process: secondary metabolite biosynthetic process. The transcript has 5 exons. Gene Ontology annotation, molecular function: monooxygenase activity; FAD binding. The record is from RefSeq and is a predicted model, not a curated record.